CCCAGAACUAGGCCUAGCUGGGGAGAAGCUGAGAACAGAAGUCCGAGGAAAACCACGCGAGCCGAGUCCCCCCAACCCCCACCCCAACGGCCGCCGGCGCGCGCGGCGGGCGCGCGGCGCCUCCCCCACCCCGCCGCCCGGAGCGCGUGGCCGUGCCCGCCGCGUGCGCGAGCCGCGUCCAACGGCCACGCGGGGCGGGAGCGAGCCUUGGCCGCCGCCCGGGCCCCAAAGCGAUCUCGGGGACCUGGGGGCCUCGCGCAGCCUGCUGGCCAGUGUUUCCCGCCCGCCCUCUACGUCACGCGCCGGGCUGUCUUUCCUAUCUCCCCCGGCCCUGGAGCUGCACCUUGGUCCCGACCUGGAGGAGGCUUUUAUCUGGGAUGGGGGCUGCAUCGAAGUGCGAGGAGUCUUUAAAGCCCACCAACCAGAAGUGCAGGGAGUAAGCAAGGAGGGAGCAGCGUGUGCAUGGAGAAUUGGUGACAGUAACAGCUAACAUUCUUCCUAAGCCAUCGUUGCGUGCCAGCCGCUGUGCUGAGCUACUUGGCGGCUUCACUUAGGUCGCACAACGACCCGAUGAGGUUGAAUUGACCAAAGCAAUGGUUAUGGAGAAGCCUAGUCCCCUGCUGGUCGGGCGGGAAUUUGUGAGACAGUAUUACACACUGCUGAACCAGGCCCCUGACAUGCUCCAUAGAUUUUAUGGCAAGAACUCUUCCUAUGUCCAUGGGGGACUGGAUUCAAAUGGAAAGCCAGCAGAUGCAGUCUAUGGACAGAAAGAAAUUCAUAGGAAAGUGAUGUCACAAAACUUUACCAACUGCCACACCAAGAUUCGCCAUGUUGAUGCACACGCUACUCUGAAUGAUGGCGUGGUGGUCCAGGUGAUGGGACUGCUCUCCAACAAUAACCAGGCUCUGCGGAGAUUCAUGCAAACAUUUGUCCUUGCUCCUGAGGGCUCUGUUGCAAAUAAAUUCUAUGUUCAUAAUGAUAUCUUCAGAUACCAAGAUGAGGUCUUUGGUGGCUUUGUUACUGAGCCUCAGGAAGAGUCUGAGGAAGAAGUAGAAGAACCUGAAGAGAGACAGCAGACGCCUGAAGUGGUACCUGAUGAUUCUGGAACUUUCUAUGAUCAGAAUGUCAGCAAUGACUUGGAAGAACAUAUAGAGGAGCCUGUUGCUGAGCCAGAGCCUGAUCCUGAACCAGAACCAGAGCAGGAACCUGUAUCUGAAAUCCAAGAGGAAAAGUCUGAGCCGGUAUUAGAAGAAACUGCUCCUGAGGAUGCUCAGAAGAGUUCCUCUCCAGCACCUACAGACAUCGCUCAGACUGUGCAGGAAGAUUUGAGGACAUUUUCUUGGGCAUCUGUGACCAGUAAGAAUCUUCCUCCAAGUGGAGCCGUUCCAGUUACUGGGAUACCACCUCACGUUGUUAAAGUGCCAGCUUCACAGCCCCGUACAGAGUCUAAACCUGAAUCUCAGACUCCACCACAGAGGCCUCAGAGAGACCAAAGAGUUCGAGAACAACGAAUAAAUAUUCCUCCACAGAGAGGACCCAGGCCAAUCCGUGAGGCUGGUGAGCAAGGUGAUGUUGAACCGCGAAGAAUUGUGAGAUACCCUGACAGUCACCAACUCUUCAUUGGCAACUUGCCUCAUGAGGUGGACAAAUCAGAACUUAAGGAUUUCUUCCAAAGUUACGGGAAUGUGGUGGAGCUGCGCAUCAACAGCGGCGGGAAGUUACCCAAUUUCGGCUUUGUCGUGUUUGAUGAUUCUGAGCCUGUUCAGAAGGUCCUCAGCAACAGGCCUAUCAUGUUCAGAGGUGAAGUUCGUCUAAAUGUGGAAGAGAAGAAGACUCGAGCUGCCAGGGAAGGAGACCGCCGAGAUAACCGCCUGCGGGGACCUGGAGGCCCUCGAGGUGGGCUGAGUGGUGGAAUGAGAGGCCCUCCCCGCGGAGGCAUGGUGCAGAAACCAGGAUUUGGAGUGGGAAGGGGGAUUGCUCCAAGGCAGUGAAUUGCUUAUCACUGAUCUUCACGUAGCAUAUAAACCCCAGCUCCUGCAGAAUGGUGAAUUUCUUCAACCAGCCUUUGCUAUCUUGGAGUAUGAUGAUUCUAGUCAAUUAUAAACUGCUUAAGUUUGUACAAUUUUAUUUCUUUUUGUGUUACUGGUGUCUGCCCCUUCCCUCUCCUGGCCUUUUAGUCCUUCACUUCCAAUUUUGUGGAAUGAUAUUUUAGGAGUAAUGGAUUUUUAAAGAAGAAAAAAGACUGAAUUUCCUUGCUUACUUUGCAUAUACAGACUGGAUUUUUUUUUUAAAUAGCCAUUUCCCCAAAGGAAUAUGUCUUGUUUAUUACUGACAUUUGGUAUGUUCAUUCAUUGGAAUAUUUCUUAUUUUCUAUAUGUUUCAAAAUCCUGUGACAAAUACAGGCUUUGAUACACAUUUUGGAGGCAGGAAUAAUCCAAAUUGUUUCUUGAGUCAUGACUACCUUCUGAUGUGGAAAAAAAUGCCAUUUGGAACAUUUAACAAGUUUGAUUCUCACUGGUGUUAGUUAUCCGAAUAAAAGGUGUUAAUAGUACUUUUUUCUUUUGAUAUGUGAUCACAAAAUGAUUCUAAAACCUACUGUUUUUACCACUGAAAUUUAAAUUGUGAGAUAGGUUUUAAAUGUUUAGAAUGCAACUGAUAGACUUUCUUGAAAUGUUAGAUUUUUUUGAAGUAGUUUUUUUCAUGUUUCAUUUGUAUUUGUAAAAAGAAAAAGAAAAUAAGCAAAAAAAAAAAAAAACUCCAAAUCUGAAUAACAAAAACCAGAGCAAACUGUUGUGCCUUCUAUUUAUCUUUGACUCCAGUCUUGGCAAUUGUUUAAAGAAAAAUAAUAAAAAUUCUAGAUUUGUUUUAUCAGGUUCAGAGUAUGUGGGGAAUUGUAGAAUCUCUUUCAUCACCUUAUAUGUCUUCUGUUAACAUUUGUUAUGCCUUAUUCUAAAAUCGAGUCUCAAACUGGAAUGCCUUUGAGGACAGAUGCUACCAUAGGGGUCUUUUGACCUAAAUCGUUCAGCGUUUGUCCUAAGUUUUACUUUGGUAUCCAACAGAUUCCUAAUCAUAGCCCAUGGAAGGAAUGUGACUUCAACAUUGGACUUCGCUGAUGUGCUUGAAUAGCUGCAACUUUUUUCUCUUUAAAUCAUAGCCAUAUGGUAAAUUUUCUAUUUUGUUAAGGUUUUCUUUUAUUGACGGACAUGCAGAGGGUGUUUCUUGGAAUUGGCCAAUUUUUAUUAAAAUAUUUCUGGAAGAAAAUUUAAUCUGGCAAUAUAGACUAGUAAUACUCAUUUUAUAUAGUAUGUUAUUUGUUGAAUGCUGUGUGUGAGGUGGGUGAAGAUUUUGUUUACAUCUGUGUAAAACAAGCUUUGUGUAGUAACUUGGGCAACCAUGUUGUCAAAUUUAAGGUGUUUUAGCUGUUCAUUUUUAGGGAUUCUUUGGGGAUAGUAGGCAUAGAAAUGUUUUUGUUUUGCUGUUAAUGAGAAAAAGUGGGUUUGCUGUGAAAGGGUUAGUGAAGACUAAAAUGAAGUGUGUCGUGUUACCAAUUUGAUGGCCAUACCUCACAUAUUUGAAGAUCACUGAAUCUCAUGGUUGGUUUUGGUGUUUUUUUUUUUUUUGGG
Molecule: messenger RNA, 3623 nt
Organism: Castor canadensis (American beaver)
Lineage: Eukaryota; Metazoa; Chordata; Mammalia; Rodentia; Castoridae
Gene: G3bp1
Product: G3BP stress granule assembly factor 1
Cellular component (GO): cytosol; ribonucleoprotein complex
Molecular function (GO): mRNA binding
Source: RefSeq, a predicted model, not a curated record